AUGAAAGUGAAGGAGACGCUGUGUACGAUCGUUGCAAACACGCCGGGUGUGCAAAAUGUAUGGCUCACCGACAAGGACGGCGUGCCGAUCGUCGGCACAGGCGAAGAUCAUCGGGUUCGUACGGCAGUGAUCGAGGCACACGUGGGCGCUUUUGAACAGAUCCAGAAGCUUGAAACUGGCUCUCACCGAUCGUCGAUCUAUUACUUCGAGCACAGCCAAAUCAUCAUCCUUCAGCAACCACCAGUGGUCAUCUACAUUGUUGCAGAUGGAGACGCUAAUACCGGAUUUGUUUUGCGGCUGCGUGAGAAAUUGGAUCCUAUCAUCACCGAAAUCCGACAGCUAUUCCCUCAACUACCAGUGCUC
This is a messenger RNA of Mesorhabditis spiculigera, 363 nucleotides long. The record is from the annotation of a GenBank genome assembly. Lineage: Eukaryota; Metazoa; Nematoda; Chromadorea; Rhabditida; Rhabditidae.